AUUUAUGGUUAAGUCGUGCAUAAUUCGUGACAUAUAUAUUUAUCAUGACUUAUCCGUGUCUCUUUACUUUCCAAUGAGUUGAAUUUCAUGUAAGAAAUGCUAUGCUCAGUAGUAAUAUCUUCUAAGUUGUCCCAUGAGAAUAAUACGAUAACCUGAGUACUUCCGGUUGAAAUGCUAUAAUGGUAUAUAUUUGUGCGCUUGUGGAUCCUUAUCUAAAUAGAUUUUUUGAUGUAUACCAAUAGGUUGUCAACUUCGUUACUAGGAUUUUACUUGUACAAGCGGCGUUGUAAGGGGUAACUAGUAAUGAUAGUUAAGAACACCUGUGUUUAUUAACUUCAUUAUUAGGCUACCAUGGAAGCGCCAGCUAUGAGUAUCUUAGUAAUCAUAUUAAUAAAUACCUCAUAAACAUUUUUGGUAUCAUUGCCAGGGAAACCUAGUAGUGGUGCUAAGAAACGCCAACAAACAUCUCUGGCGCCGUUGCCGGGGACACCAUUGUUAGGAAAUUACCUGAGCAUAAGCAUGAACAUGACUCAAGGAAUCCACUCCGGCAUUUGAUCCCGUCUUCAUCAUCAAUUGAGAUUAUGGCUGAAAAGGUGAUUUCAUCCUCUUCACAAAAAGACUCCAUCAAUAACAAGGAUGUGAAAUUCCCAAUCAAUUCAGGCCUGAAAAAGAUGGUGCAGAGCAAGCCUUUUGCACUGAAUGAUGAUGCUGUUCUACACUUGUGGGAAUUCAAUCUUCUCUGCAACACUACUAUCAUCAAGGGAGUAAGUCCUGAUGCCCUUCGUCUAAAGCUAUUUCCAUAUUCUCUUAAGGGCAAGGCAAGGAAUUGGUUCUACUCCCACCACAAGGAAUUCACCACAUGGGAAGAGUGUGCUACAACAUUUACUCACAGAUACAUUCCAAGGGAGAAAGCAGUCACCAUUCAGAUAAAAAUCAUAACUUUUCAUCAGUCAGCUUCAGAAACAAUUGCAGAAGCAUGUGAAAGAUAUCAGGGACAUCUAUGGACUUGUCCAAAUCAUGGGAUGAAAGAGGAUUUUCUCCUUCAUAACUUCUAUGAUAGUCUGAGGAAGGCCACCAAGAAACAACUCAACAUACCUACAAGAGAAGUUUUUCUUUCACUUUCUAUUAAAGAAGUUGCAGCCGUGAUUGAGAAGAUUGUCAACAAUGAUCUACAUGGCAUUCAGAAGGAUGAGCCACGUAAGGUUGAGCCCCCAAUGACUGACGAAGCCAAGAAAUCCUUAGAUUCCCUCCAUACCAAGUUAAGAGAUCUCACCGAAGAAACGAAGAGUCAGUCAUGGAGAUUCGCUCCUAAGCCCAAGUCCAUCCUUAGACAAUUAAAUUUAAAGGUGAGCUCGCUCCUAAGUGUUCCUAUUAAUAGUUUUGAGAAUGGUUUGCUACCUAUUGUUUAUAAUGUGAUUAGGAAUCAAGAAGAAGACCAAGAAACACAUGGAGGAAGGCUUGGAGGCGUGGAGGACCAGAGAGGCUCGGCCAAGCUACGUGGAGGCCCAUUACAACUUGACUUCGAGUAA
Messenger RNA from Panicum virgatum (switchgrass), 1529 nucleotides. RefSeq lists its product as uncharacterized. The record is from RefSeq and is a predicted model, not a curated record. The transcript has 2 exons. Lineage: Eukaryota; Viridiplantae; Streptophyta; Magnoliopsida; Poales; Poaceae. The coding region runs from base 582 to 1529 and encodes 315 amino acids.